Molecule: messenger RNA, 2883 nt
Organism: Pseudomyrmex gracilis
Lineage: Eukaryota; Metazoa; Arthropoda; Insecta; Hymenoptera; Formicidae
Gene: p115
Product: general vesicular transport factor p115
Exons: 12
Coding region: 93-2615 (840 amino acids)
Biological process (GO): transcytosis; intracellular protein transport; vesicle fusion with Golgi apparatus
Cellular component (GO): ER to Golgi transport vesicle membrane; endoplasmic reticulum; Golgi stack
Molecular function (GO): protein binding
Source: RefSeq, a predicted model, not a curated record
CCACAUCCACAGUUCGACGCAGUCGAAAUGUCAACGUGUGACGUAAAUGUAAAAUAUUGACAGACAGACGCGGAAAGAGUGUCGGAAUCAAAAUGGAAUAUUUCAAGAGCAGUUUGAAGUCCGUUUUAGGAACCAUUCCGGCCGGCACACAGCCCACGGGUGCCGAUACAGUGGAAAAAUUAGUAGACAGAUUGCAGUCGUCCACUUUGCUCGAUGACAGACGUGAUGCCUGCCGCGCGCUCAAAGCGCUGUCUCGCACAUACCGUGUUGAAGUAGGAGCUCAGGGAAUGGACGCGUUGAGACAAGUGUUGGAAAUUGAUAGGACAGAUUGCGAGAUAAUCGGCUUGGCCUUGGACACUCUGUGCAACAUAACAUAUCCCGAAACGUUUGAGGAAGAAGUUGAUAAACAUGGUUCUGACAACAAAAUAGGAGAACAGUUCACAGAAAUAUUUAUUAAGCACACAGAGAGCGUUGGGUUGGUAUUGACAUUUUUGGAAGAAUCUGACUUUCGUGUUAGAUGGCCAGCUGUGAAGCUGCUGAAACAUUUGUUGGAAAACAGAUACAAGGACAUUCAAGAGAUGAUCUUGGUCAGUCCUAUGGGAGUCUCCAAACUGAUGGACUUGCUAAAUGACAGCAGAGAAGCUAUACGCAACGAAGUUGUGAUGCUACUUACCCAAUUGACCAAAGGUAAUGCAAACAUACAGAAAAUAGUAGCGUUUGAAAACGCGUUCGAUCGUUUAUUCGAUGUCAUCCAGCAAGAGGGUAAUUCUGAUGGCGGUAUUGUGGUGCAAGAUUGUCUCUCGCUUAUGUUGAAUCUUCUCAAGGGAAACAUCAGUAAUCAAAACUUCUUCAAAGAAGGUACUUAUAUACAGAGACUGACUCCGAUGUUUCAAAUACCUGCCGAAAUAGAAGACAGUAAUUUCGGCGGCUGGAGUCCGCAGAAGGUUGCUAACAUUCACUGCAUGGUGCAAGUUGUGCGAGCGUUGGUAGCACCAAGCGCUCCUGCUCAGGCAGUCGCGGCUUGCCAACGAACUAUGAGAGCAUGCGGAUUGUUGCAAGCGUUGUGCGACAUACUGAUGGCGAGCGGUGUGCCCGCGGACGUGUUAACGGAAACCAUCAACACUGUAGCGGAAGUGAUACGAGGAAAUGCAAGUAAUCAAGAAUUUUUGGCGAGUGUCCUAGCACCGACCAUUCCUCCAAGACCAGCUAUCGUCGUCCUAUUGAUGUCCAUGGUGAACGAAAAGCAACCCUUUAUCCUCAGGUGUUCAGUAUUAUAUUGUUUCCAAUGUUUUCUUUAUAAAAACGAAGUGGGACAGACGCAGUUAAUACAGACUUUAUUGCCGCAAAGUAACGAGGCACCAUCGCUAACUACAGGACAAUUACUGUGCGGUGGGUUGUUUUCUACGGAUUCUCUAUCGAAUUGGUUCUCCGCUGUGGCGCUGUCUCACGCCUUGAUCGAGAACAUAAGUCAGAAAGAGCAGUUGUUGAAAGUGCUUCUCGCGACCAACAUCGGAAAUCCACCAGUAACGCUCAUGCAGCAGUGCGUUAUGUUGCUGCAACAGGGUAACAAGACGCAAUGCAAAUUGGGACUGCUGAUUUUGCUCUGUCGAUGGACUUCGUACUGUUCGCUCGCGGUCAAAUCGUUUCUGGCUAUCGACUCCUCGGUGGCAUAUUUGACGGCUCUUCUGUCGUCGCAAGAGAACAACGACGAUCUACAGGAAAUCUUAUUGCAGAGCAUGUGCGCAUUGCUGAUCGGAAUUUGCGUGCACUUCAACGACGAUAGCGUGCCUACUUAUACCAAGGAAAAAGUAUGCAGUUUAAUCGAGAACAGAAUAGGCCUGGAAAGAUUUCAGGAUGCGAUCGGUGGCAUCGCCAAACACGAGAUAUACUCCCGUACGCUGAAACAUCCGCAACCCUCGGCCAAAAAUCCGUCUGAACUUUUAUUGGAUCACGAAUUUUGCAGACUGCUGAAGAGUUUAGAAGGUGUCAUAAUAAAAUCGGUGAUAGAUGCUAACAACGAACAUCAAAACAAAAAUCAAUUGUCUAUGAUGAGUUUGUCAGACAACACGUUAGUUUCGCAGUAUAAGGACCUUAUAAGAGAGCAGGACAUGCAAAUUCAAAGAUUAACGCAAGCUAACGAAUCUCUCGCAAAAGAAAAACAAGAACUUGAGGCUCAAGUGCAGGAACUUCGAUCGACCGUCAGCCAUCUACGAGAUCAAAAUUUAGUACUUAGAGCUGCGCAAGCGAAUAUAAAAGACGGAAAGGAAGCCGUUGUUUCCACCAACAAUAAUGUAGAUUUAGAAAAGGAAUUGCAAACGUACAAAACAAUGGUUGCAGACUUGGAAGGUCGUUUAGCGGAAUAUUCGCGGAUAAUACAAGAGCACAAAGAAAAUAACAGCGAAAAAGAAUCGAAAUUAGAGCACGAAUUGAAAUUAAAGACGGACGAGCUCGAAAAACUAAAAAAGGAUCAGGAAGAUCUUCUGGAACUCUUAACAGAUCAAGAUAAUAAAAUUAUGUUGUACAAAGAAAGAUUAAUCGAAUUAGGAAAUAAGAUUGAAUCCGACGAAAGUUCAGGUGAAGUUGAUACAGAUGACCAGCCGGAAUCGAGCAACUGAAGAAAUCUAAUUGGUGCCAUUCCAGAGAUAAAAGAGUAAAUGAAUUACACUCAGUGCGCGCGCGCACCCACGCACACGAACGCACACGCGCGUUUCCUACACAUCCUUUGUACAUCGUUUUCCAUUCAAAUUUCACUUUGUGUCCUACAUAAUGUAAAAUUAUAAAAUAUAUAUGUACAAAUGUGUGCUCGUCUUUGUAGUAAGAGAGCAAAACUGUUGUCGCAAACAUUCCUUAAAAAAAAAAAAAAAAAAGUUCAAAAUAAUUUAA